GAGAUGACGUGCUCAAGAGGCGGCGCCGUGAGCGUGGGGGGUCCUGUUGUUGUAGGUGGCGGCGGCGGAGUGAAAUUGGAGCCUCUCAAACGGCGGGCGGUGGCGGGUGGCCGAAGCUGGAGGUGGGCGGGCAGGUGGGUCUGUGAAGGGCCUGGGGCCGGUCAUGGCGCUGGGGCCUGACCCAGGGGGAAGAUGAAUAAGGGCUGGCUGGAGCUGGAGAGCGACCCUGGUGAGUGAAUAGGGGAGCCCCCCCCCCCGCGGUCGCCGGGGGGUCGUGAGGGGGAGGCCUCGGGGAGGGGGACGGGGGGAAGCCUGGGGCAAUGAAGAGGUGGGGGGGCGGGCGGUGGGUGGACCCGGAGAAGGGGGAGGGAGAUGUGCUGCUUCUCUCUUCCCCUCCCACUUGGGAAUCGGGAGGGUGGUGGGCUAGGAUACCUGGCUAAGGCGGGUGGUGGCUAAAAGCUUGUUCUUGGGGAGUGCAUUGAUAGCGGGAGAGAGGUUGGCGGUGGAAUUGGGCUGUCCCCAUGUGUGGCAGUGCCCAGAGGGCGGCUGAAACUUUUAAGGGGAUUCAUCGGAAGCUGGGGAGGAGUUGGGGCAUGCAAUGUCUAUGCUGUGCCACCCAAUGGCAGGCGACUUUAUAUCCUGAUGAUAAGUUGCCUUGUGGUUGCCCAAGAUAAGUGGGCAGCAAGGCAAGUUAGGUGGUGGUAUAUUUGGAGAUGUCCAAAACCACGUUCAUAUUGGUCUGCAUAUGUGUAUGCCCUUUAGCUGAAUGGAGCCCUUUUAUCAUCAUUGUGACAGGGCACGUUUUUAUGCUGUUGUGCUGCCCCUGUAAUGUGGAAUGCUCAUCCCUCUGCCAGGCAUUCCUUGACCCAUAAGUUUGGACCCUGUUUUACAAGCUUGAACCCUUUGGAUUUCUGUUUUAUUUGAUUUUAUGCGCUUUUCCGUUACUGUUUUAUAGGUUUUGUUCUUUUUAAAUUAUAUAUUUAGUACCUUUAAGCCAGCUGCCCUCAACCUUGGGUCACUAGAUGGUGUUGGACUACAACUCCCAUCAACUCUGACCACUGGUCCUGCUAGCUAUGGAUGAUGAGAGCUACAGUCCAACAAUAUAUGGGGGCCCAAGGUUGAGAAAGGCUGAUUGAUUGUACACGACUUAGAUUUUUAAAAUAUUAAGUGCUUUAUAAACAUUUCUAAAUAAAAAACCUCAUGUCUUUGUCUUGCUACAAAUCCAACUCUACUUGUCAGAUUCAUGUGAAAGAAGUCUAAAUACUUAAUAACAAACAGUGAGAGUAAGGCUUGAAAAUGUACCUUAUUCCAACCAAUUAGAAGGAUGCACCAUGUAAGGUUGAAGCAUAUUUUUUCUGGAAAUGUGGAAUGCUAGAAUACAACAGCCAACACUGUUGUAACAAUAGAUGCUUUCUAUAGAAAACAGCUGAGGCCUUCUGCAGGGGAAAGACUUAUUAUUAACAUGUAUAUGCUGUCUGUUUUUCAAGCUAGUGUAUACUUCACCACAGCUGAAAAAAAUUAAGUAUGUUUCCCAAUUAUUGCACUGUUUAGCUUCUGUUAGAUUGGCUCAAAAAUUAACCAGAGUUACUUUAAAAAACAAACCAACAAGAAAUAGAUUGGCUUGGAAUAUAAUCCAAUCUGAUUUUGGAAAUUGUCCCCCAGCUAGCCAGCCUCUGGCCCUCAGCCCCUGUACUUUACCUGUGCUGUGCUGAUGAGAAGUGGGUUUGUACCCUUACUCAGGCUGCAAAGCUCUACAAAUGACCUUGCACCAGUUACCCACCAACCUUCAUGGGUUUGUUCUCUCAUCCAUCCACAUCAGUGUGAACGCUUUGGUGAAAAGGUGGGAUAUAAAAGUGAAAAAUAAUAUUACACAUCUGAAUUCUUUAUGAAGGUGCCCAGUAGUAUGACUAAAUAAUUUCUAGUCUUGAUUUUGCGUUUAACAUUCAUAGUGAAAUAAAUGCUAAAAGUUUCUUUCUGAAGAAUACAUGAAUUGGUCAGUAAGCAAUUUUCUGUCUUGUAUUCUUUUGUAGGGCUCUUCACUCUAUUAGUAGAGGAUUUUGGUGAGUAUGGCAACUGGUAGUCUAUGAAUGAUACCUAAUGUUAGUCAUAUUCAGAGUAGCCUCACUGAAAUAAAUGAAUUGAGUUAAUUCCUUUUGUUUCAUUUGGACUACUCUAUGACUAACAUUGGAUAUCACCUUGCUAAUAUUCCUUGACUGCUCCUUCCCACAUGGUGACUCCUGCUAUAUCUUCUUGUAGGUGUUAAGGGGGUGCAAGUUGAAGAAAUCUAUGAUUUACAGAGCAAAUGCCAAGGGUAAGUUAGUAAUCAUUAUAUUGAUUUGAGAAAGGCAAAAUAUCCUUCUGAUGUUUGUGAAUAAUCAUUGUGUAAAGAUCUGGCUCAGCCAUAAGUUCUUAGCAAAGGGCUUGGCAAUCAGUGGAUAAACAGUGCUUGGUGGCUGUGCUUUUGCUCUCUCACCUCUCAAACGUGGUCUGUGGGGGAGAUAAAGAUUUGACCCACCAAAUAGAUCUAGUUUCCCACCUCUGUCAAACCUUCUGUAAUGCAGUACAACUAUGUAAAUAAGCACAUACAAGUUACUAGCCUUCUUAGAAGAUAGCAGCAUUCCUGGUCAGCUACGGCUACCAGGUUAGUGUUUAAAUACAAGACUGCUGUAUCUUAGAGUAGUACAAAAAUAGUGUGUAAAGCAUAGACAAUUAAAUGUAGAUAAUUAACUUUCAUUCAGAGUAAACCUACUCAAAUUAAUGACCAUUACUAACUUAGGUCCAGUUAUUUAAAUGGGUCUACUUGGAGUAAAAGUUAGCUGAAUACAACCCAAGGUCUAUGUUAGAUUGUAGCUAUUUCAGUUGGCCGCUAUUGCUAUUUCGGAGUAUCAGGAAUGAUGCAAUAAUGGGGAUUUGUAAUGUGGUAUGGUUGACUUUGUCUACUCGCCCCACUGCUUUUACCAGCUAUAGUUAUUGUUUAAAUGACUGAAGCUCUUAGGCUGACAUGUGUGAAUGACUAGAGAACUGUUGAAAGAAAUGCUUCAAAAGUGAUGCAGCUUCAUCGGUACCCUGCUGUCUCCAUUCUUUUCUUCAGGCCAGUCUAUGGGUUCAUCUUCCUUUUCAAAUGGAUUGAAGAGCGCCGAUCACGACGGAAGGUCUCAACUCUGGUAGAUGAGACAUCAGUGAUUGAUGAUGACAUUGUCAAUAAUAUGUUCUUUGCUCAUCAGGUGAGCUGACAUGGAUGAAGAAAGAAGGAUGUCCCCAGUUGGUAGAGACAGGGAUUAAUGUGAGCCGGUCUAAUACUUGGCACUGAAAACAAAUCCCCAGAAUUCGAUCUGGAAUAUGUGAAUUACUGUUCAAGAAAACUGCUUUUGAGUAUGUGCAGAGUGUCAACUCCUCAUCACUGAGUGACCACAGUUGACCACAACCAAUUUGAGAUCAGGGAUAUGGCCUUCCAUGGUGGAAGGCUCCAAGUCUUAUUUCAUAACUUGGUUACAGAAUAGAGCAUGCUCAUAUUCGGAGUAGGGAAUGUCAUCCUCCAGCCCUUUUUGUUGUUGUUCAUUCAUUAAUUCCCAGAGCCUGCCAUAAUCACAAUUUCUUACUUACCUUCAGUUACUUAACUUAUUACUUUAUUUGGUAUGUCCGUUUCCAUAAAACUGCCCUUCACUGUUGCCUGGUUCAGACAACACAUCCCCAUGGUUUAUCAGACUAAGGUUGUGAUGACAGAACCAAGCCAGUAUCUUUCCCUCCUUGUGUAUCUGCUGGUUUCUUAGGUAGAUACCUAAAGUAUUCACUGAAAUCUGAAACUCGCAGACAAAAAAACCCAAAUCGUACAAUUGAAUUGAUAUAGUAAGUCAAAUUUCUAUAACUUGUUCAAGUUUUCCUUUAUAAAGCUCACAUUCUUUCUCUGCUUAGCAUGUUCAGAUCUGCUUGUAAUAUAUACUUUCAGCAUGAUUUAUGCUGAAGAUGGAAAUGAUUCAGAGGAAUAUACUGAAAAUGAAACAUUUGUUAGUAGGCUCCUGUUUUCUGGUGGGUUGAACUAUUCCAGAGGUAUUGCAGCUUUCUGAUUUAUCGGUCUUGCACACUCCUCACUCACCAUCUAACACAACUGGGGACAAACAAGUCAAUACAGUGGGUGUUAUCUGUUAGCACCUUGGUGUGCUUACUUCAGUGACUUUCUCUGUCAAAACUUCUCUUGAAUAAGGGAGUCAUUGUUACUAAUGUGCUCUGAUUUGUGUAGGCUGAUAUUUUUAGGUGUGUGGGCCUUGCAUCAGGGAGUUGAAUUCUAUGGCGUUUUGAUUCCUUCCAGUUUUGACUGCGACCUCUAACCAUUACCAUGCAUUAAGAACCAUAUGUUUAGCUUGUAGGCAUCAAUAGCUACAAUGGUAGAUUUACGCUUAGUGUUGAUGACUGUUUCAUUGCUUUGUUUUUCAAAAUGUUUGUAAAUAUUAUGUUUUAUAGCUGAUCCCCAAUUCUUGUGCCACACACGCGUUGUUGAGUGUCCUCCUGAACUGCAGCAGUGUAGACCUGGGGCCAACUCUGAGCCGAAUGAAGGAGUUCACAAAAGGGUUUAGUCCAGAGGUAUGAUGCAGCAGGGUGCAUUUAGGGUGGGAUACUCUGAAAUCGGGAUGCGGGUGGUGCUGUGGUCUAAACCACUGAGCCUAGGGCUUGCCGAUCAGAAGGUCGGCCGUUCGAAUCCCUGCGAUGGGGUGAGCUCCCGUUGCUCGGUCCCAGCACCUGCCAACCUAGCAGUUUGAAAGCACGUCAAAGUGCAAGUAGAUAUAUAGGUACCGCUCCGACUGGAAGGUAAACAGCGUUUCUGUGUGCUGCUCUGGUUUUGCCAGAAGCGGCUUGGUCAUGCUGGCCACGUGACCCGGAAAAACUGUCUGCGAACAAACGUUAGCUCCCUCGGCCAGUAAAGUGAGCUGAGCGCAACAACCCCAGAGUCGUUCGCGACUAGACUUAACUGUCAGGGGUCCUUUACCUUUUUUAAUCUGAAAUCACUGUAAGCCUCUGAUCUCCCCAAGUGCUUUUAUAAAACAUCCUUUCUUUGUAGUGUCUUCUUUCCCAGCCAGUAUGACUUAUCUCCAUAUUGUCUGAUCAAACUGUGGUUGUAGUCGUCUUGCAAAACUCAUGCAGAUUAUUUCUAAGUAAAUUUUACUUAGCUUUUACUUAGAGAGUAGUCCUCCUGGCUAGCUGGAGUGGUGCCCAAGCUAUGCCAUUCUGAAUUCAAUCAGGAAGGGGGGUGGUUAUUGGCAUUUCGGGGGCCUGCCUUGCCUGUUAAAGGGCCCUAGUGAAAAUAAAGCUAUCUUAUCUUUUUGCUCUGUUUCCUCCCCACAGAGCAAAGGCUAUGCCAUUGGAAAUGCCCCAGAACUGGCCAAGGCCCACAACAGUCAUGCUAGGUAAGUGGGGUCACAACACAAAAGUGCUUGCUGCAAAAUAGACCACAUCUAUUCUGACUUCUUGUCUAUUGAUUUUUUGGUAGGCCAGAGCCCCGGCAUUUGCCAGAGAAACAGAAUGGGAUCAGUGCGGUGCGAACCAUGGAGGCUUUUCACUUUGUCAGCUAUGUUCCCAUUAAGGGGAGGCUCUUUGAGCUGGAUGGCCUGAAGGUUUAUCCCAUUGACCAUGGUAAGGGACUCCACCUACUGUGCCUUAGCUUAUCUGAAAAACUAAAAAUGUUGGUCUGGCUGCAAGAUAUUUGGAGUCAUCAAAAAUGUUGUUGUUGGCACCCAUCUCUCUCGAGAGACAAUAGGGUGCAUCUCUGAGUUGUAUGCCUCGGAAGUGUGUAUAUGGAAGUCCUGGGCUGCCCAGAGGACAAGAACACCCCUCUUGGCUUUGCUGAUGUGGUCCAAAGGAAAACAGAGCAAUACAUUCUGCACCAGCUUGGCUGCAGGAAUUGCAGGAAGGAGGCUGUGUUUGCAGUUUUAGUCCUACUGUUCAUUUGCUUGCAAUUGCUCUUUUCAGAUGUUUUUGGUAUAUUUUGUAUUUGUUGUAUUAUUAUUCUGCAAAUUCUUCUGGUGAGGCAGGAAAGAAAUACAUUAAAUCGUUGCAGUAAGUAAAAUAAACGAUAGCAGAACUGUCUGCAAACUUAUAUACGUAGACAGGCACAUGUGGAAAAAGAAAAGAAAGUGGGCAAGGGAAGAGGUUGGAGGAAAAGUAAAAUCUAUGAAUUGGCAAAGGUCUAGGAAAUAGAUGUACCUUGGGGAGCUCAUUAAAGAAUGGGACUGAAUCAUGACUGGAGGCAACAUCAUAUCUAAGGAUUUCUUUGUUACAUCUUGUGGGUGUGAGGAGAGAGAAUGGGCGGAAAUGCCUUAUUCUGGUAACCUCUGCAAGCGGUUGAGCAAGAGAACAGCAUUAGAAUGCACCUGGAUACAAUGGGAAGGAGUGGUUUGUUUUUUAAUCUGAAUGUGUUUCUGGGUUUUUAUUUUCUUUAGAUUUGAUAACCUGUUCUGGGUCUCAGGGUUAGGCUGAAAUAAAGAUCUUAAAGGGGGACAAUUUACAUUUAUUUUGUAAGUUGACUUUGCAGGUAGCGUGGAUGGAUCAGAAUCUAGCCAAUCUGAGCUUGUUCCCAAGGGUUGUUGCAUGUGAUAGGUCUUGUGAUGGAUUUCUUUACCUUAACUGAACCACCUUUACACUCCCUGUUGCGUAUGCAGUUCAAGCUCAUUUAAUCUGUUAGCAGGGACCUUUUCUUUCUUUGUUUCUACAUUUACCUUUUUAUUGCUUUCUCAGGUCCGUGGGCAGAAGAGGAGGAAUGGACAGACAAAGCUCGAAGAGUGAUCAUGGAGAGAAUUGGACUUGCCACAGCAGGGUAAAAGAUCAAAGUGCCAUAGCAUAGGAAGACCUUGUUCUUAUGGUGGCCAGCCAGAUGCCUAUGAGAAGCCCACGAGCAUGACAUGUGCGCAUUAGCAGUCUCCUGCUCAAGAGUCUAAGUGACAGUCAUUCAGAAGCAUAGUGCCUCUGUUACUUGGGAUGUUGCAUAGCUGUCAUGUUUAGUUAGGAUCCUGUGAUAACUUAGGAGGGUGUGCUUCAGAAGAGGCAAGACUUUCUCCUGGGAUCUCAUGUUCUGUAGAUCUUGCUUCAGUUCAGCUUUCUCUGGAAGGCCGUCUUCUGGUCCUAAGACAUGUUGCACCUGCACUCCAAUAGUUUUGUCCGUUCAGUGCCAUACACUGUGAUGUUAGCAUUGUGGUGACAGAGGGAAAUAUACUGCUGCAAAUACAGGGUGAGUCCUUUAAAAGAGGCCCUGUGGGUACAGAGUACACAUGUUCCACGGGGCUUCUUUUAAAAGACUCACCCUGUACUUUGAAUUGGGGCGCUUAGCACUUGAUGCUGUCUUCCUGCAGGGAGCCAUAUCAUGACAUCCGCUUUAACUUGAUGGCAGUCGUGCCUGACAGGAGGAUGAAGUAUGAAUCCAAGCUGCAUAUCUUGAAGAUGAACCGGCAAACUGUAUUAGAGGCUUUGCAGCAGGUAAGUUUGGGAUGAGCUUAGUAAUUGAAUCUCUUCUCUUGACUGUAUCUGGCUAUCUGUAUGUCUGUGUACAAGACUGAUGUUGUUGAACCAUUGCUGGGGCUGCAGAUUGUAUACAUUUUUCACCCACUUUCCCUCAAUUUAGAAACACCGGAAGAUGACUUCUGUAUGUAUAGAUUUCAGGGAAGGCCCUAUGUGGGCUGGCUUCUGAGCCUGGGGUGGGAACCAAAAUGAAUCGUUUCUAAAUCAUUGCUUGAACCAAAGUCUUUCUGUACUACAUGUUUGUAAGUGUCACACUGUAUUAUGGCUUUUAUUAUGUACAAGAGUGCAGCAGGCAGCUGAGCAAGUAAGUUGCUGCACAGCCCAUGUGAGCUGCUAAGGAAGGAGUAAUGUUUAAUGUGGGGGAGGCUCAGAGAGCUGUUUCUCUCACUGUUUCCCUCCCCCUUUGCUGAAGUGGUGUUUAAAGGAGGUUGGGAAGCACUUCAGAGAGUGGUUUGGCAAAUCACUUUCUGAAGUGCCCUUCCCUCCAUUAAACGUUUAAUGAGCUGUGAGGGAAGUGGGGCUAUGGAGAGGGAGUGGGGUGUUUGGUCAGGUGGGGGAGAAAGGGUGGUGGUUGAGGGGUUGGUGAUCAGAGUGAUCAGUGGCAGCAGCCCCAUAUAAUUAAGUAAUAGCAGAAAUAAAUAAAUCGCGCAAGAGGUUACAUGGUUAUCCUCCUCCUCCCCACUCCUGGCUGGCCUUUUCAUUAAGGAAGCAUGUUAAUUGGGAACUGGCAUGUUGAUGGGAACUUCAUUGCUUUCCUUCUAUGUCUGUGGGUUUUUCCUUUUUGUGAAUUGCUUUGUUCUACCUAUAUUUUUUCCUCACCAGCUAAUCCGUGUGACGCAACCAGAGCUGGUCCACACCCAGAAAUUCCUGGAGGCCCAAGCUUCUGAAGAGCCAAAGUCAGCAAACAGCAAACCCCCCACAGCCCUGCCACUGGGGCGAGUGCAGCUGGUCCCCGAGAGCUCACAAGCAGGUAUGGGGAAAUGUAGAAGGGGGCUGUGGAGUGCGGAGAACAAAGAACCAUGCUCAGAAUGGGAUAUGUUUUUAGAUGUUUUUAACUGUUUGUAAGUUUAUAUAUAUAUAUACAGUGGUGCCUCGCAAGACGAAAUUAAUCCGUUCCGCGAGUCUCUUCGUCUAGCGGUUUUUUCGUCUUGCGAAGCAACCCUAUUAGCGGCUUAGCGGAUUAGCGCUAUUAGCGGUUUAGCGGCUAUUAAAGGCUUAGCGGCUUAGCGGCUAAAAGGCUAUUAGCGGAUUAGCGGCUUAGAAAAAGGGGGGAAAGCGAAAAAAAUCGCAAGACUCGCAAGACUUUUUCGUUUUGCGAAGCAAGCCCAUAGGGAAAUCCGUCUUGCGAAGCGUAUCGAAAAACGGAAAACCCUUUCGUCUAGCGGGUUUUUCGUCUUGCGAGGCAUUCGUCUUGCGGGGCACCAGUGUGUGUGUGUGUGUGUGUGUGUGUGUGUGUGUAUAUAUAUAUAUAAAUAAAAUCAUUCUGAUGUUUGCCACCUUGGGCUCCUUUGGGAGGAAGGGUGGGGUAGAAAUGUAAUAAAAUAAACUUGGCUUAUUAAGGAUACACUUACUACGUGAAAGCCGCUGAGGGCCUGAUUUUACUACUUCAACAAAAUAAAUAAAUAAAUAAUACUUUAGCCCAGUGAUGGGCAAACUGACCACUGGUCCUGUUAGCUAGGGAUGAUGGGAGUUGUAGUCCCAAAACAUCUGGAGGGCCAAGUUUGGCCAUGCCUGCUUUAGCCUGUCCCUUAGUGCAAAAACAGGGUUGCAAAUUGUAGGCAUUUGUAUCAGAUUUAAGUGUCUCUGUUUGCCUUUGUUGGAUUUGGGGUAAGCGUGUGGUGUUCUGGAAAGGAGUGCUUGCUCAGUGCAUCUGAAAAUGUCUCAUUGGAGGUGUAUGCAUUUACUCAUUAAGUAAGUGUAAAUGUUCUCAAAUGGGAAAGUAAAAGAGAUGUUCUUUGCAGAGAGCACUGAGGAGUCUGGAGGCCAGGAUCAGCCUUCAUCAACCCAGAGCCCCCCAAGCAAAUCCAAACUGGGCAAUAAGCUACCUGUGAGCAGCAUCAAUGGGGCACUGGCCAACCCUAGCCCUAUCGUGCAGAGACUGCCAGCUUUCCUGGAUAACCACAACUAUGCCAAGUCGCCCAUGCAAGUAAGUAUAGGGGAGCUGUGCUGAACACAAGUAUCUCAUUCAAGUUUCUGAUUUACGAAUCUCUAGUUGACAGUGACUGUUGUCAAGCUUUCUUUCACAUGCCAGAUAGAAACAAAUCUUUAACAUGAGAAUUUGCCUUCGGUAUUUUUUUUUUUUUUAAAAGCUUUUCUACAUAGGUGGCUGCCAUUGCUUUGUAGGUUGUUCCGCUGAAGUUCCACUGACGCUUUUAGCUUCUCCAUUAGAGGGUAUGAAGUAGGAACAUUCCUAUGUUGUGAAUAAAUGGCUGUCAGUGUCUACUAAGCACCGUGGCUGUGCUCUGUCGGAAUAGUCAUCUCUGUCUCUGAAUAUCAGUUGCUGGGAAGUGCAAGUGGGACACGAUAGCUCAUAUCCUGCUUUCUAUGAGCAUCUAGUUGGUCACUGUGAGAACAGGAUGGGCCAUUGACCUGAUCUAGGGUUCCCAUAUUUCAAACAGUGAAAACCCGGACAGAAAGGUUGUUAAGCUUUUUCUGUUGUUGAGCUUUUUCGGCAAGAUCACUUUUUUUUUUUUUUUUGCUGUUUUUGAGCUAUUUUAAUGGGAAAUUUGGCACUACAGACAUGGGCUUAGAAAGCUGGUUUCUCAGGGCUCGGAUGAUGCCUGGGAUAUUUCUUUGCGAAGGACUGUUGGUUAAAUGAGGGGCUUUUGAGGGCAGUAGAUCUCUCAGAUUGCAUUCCUUAGGUGUGUUCUGAUAUGCAAUGCAGGAGGAAGAGGACCUUGCAGCAGGAGUGGGCCGGAGCCGGGUCCCAGUACGGCAGCACCAGCAGUACUCGGAUGAGGAGGAUGACUAUGAUGAGGAGGAGGAGGAGGAAGUUUGCAAUGCCAAUCCUGCCAUGAGGUAAUGGUGAUUCAUUCUCCCUUUGCUCCUCUAUAGGCAUAGAAUAGAGGGUGGGAGCUUUUCAAUGCAAGUCAGUGAUUAUUUUUAAAAACCAGCAUUUUCAGUUGCUAUAUUUGACUUUGAUUUGAAGCCUCACUCCCUUGUGAAAGGAGAUUUUAAAUUUCAGAGGUUUAAUUGUUUUAAAAUUUGUGUAUUCUAUUGUUGUAAGCUGAUUUGAGAUCUACCUGGUGAAAAGUGGGAUACAAACUGUUUAAACUAGGGUUUCCCAAACUUGGGUCUCUAGCUGGUUUUGGAUUACAACUCCCAUCAUAGCUAGUAGGACCAGUGAGCAAGGGUGAUAGGAAUUGUAGUCCAAAAACAGCUGGAGACACAAGUUUGGGAAACACUGGUUUAAACAAACAAGCAAACAAAUCCUUUACAGUAGAGACUCCUGGUGUUCUGCAUUUUUUAAUUGCAUAUUACUGAAUGUGAGUAUGGAAUACUGUGAUGUUUUGAUUGUUUCCACCGGACCUGUUAUGCCUGAUCUUUGCUGCUCCUAUUGCCCUUUGAUCAUCUUCAAUUGCUCUUCCUCUCUUGUUCCCCAAUCUUGAACAGAUUCAAGCGGAAGGGCCCAGUGAAGCAGGAGCCCCUGGUGGGGAGUGCAGAUGGCCAGCUCUCCAUGCUGCAGCCCAACACUAUCAAUGUCCUAACUGAGAAGCUCAAGGAAACACAGAAGGAUCUCUCCAUCCCCCUAUCAAUCAAGACCAGCAGUGGAGGCACUGCUGUUGCUGCUGUUGCCCAUUCCCAACCAUCUCCUACACCCAGCAAUGAGAGUACGGACACUGCCUCAGAGAUUGGGAGUGCCUUCAAUUCCCCACUCCGCUCCCCCAUCCGCUCAGCCAACCCCACUCGUCCCUCCAGCCCUGUCACCUCUCACAUCUCCAAGGUGCUGUUUGGGGAGGAGGAUAGCCUUCUGCGUGUGGACUGUAUACGCUACAAUCGAGCUGUGAGGGAUUUGGGGCCUAUCAUCAGCACAGGCUUGCUGCACCUCACAGAGGAUGGGGUUUUCUGCCCACUUACUAUAACAGGUAAGAUUCAGCGGAAGAGCUGUAGCCCCUGUACUCCUGUGUAACUACUCCUGGAGCAGACGGUUCUGACCCUAUGAUGAGCAGUGAGAGAAUGACCAGUGGUUUCCAGUUAGAUACCGAAGGCAUAAGAAUAGAACAGAAAGCUGUUUGGUAGGGGUGUGCUGAUCCUGAUUCAGUUCAAAACCCAGUUCAGUUGAGAGUGAUUUGGAGGCUAUCCAUUUCAGUUCUGGGUUCAAAUCCUGUUUUGGAAGUUUUCCAUCUUAUAGAAACAUAGGACAAUGAGUUUUCAUGCUAGGCACAUUUAAAGUUUAAACCCACCCCCACCCCCCACCCCAAGAGGAACCAUCUAUGUAUGUGCUAAUUUUUGGGCAGAAUUGGAUGAAAUUUGCAGGCAUGAUAGUCUCUUCUAUGAGAUGAAUCCUGCCAAACUUCAGAAGGAGAAACUGUAAGGACAGGUUUCGUUUAGAAAAGUUAAAAGGCUCACUUAAUUUUUCCUGUUUUUUAAAGGGAUGAUGUUUAUGAAAACAGCAUUUAGAGGUAAUCUUAGGAUUGAAACCUGCCAGGUUACAGAGAAAAAGGCCCAGGUGUUUUUUUUGCUAGGCGUCUUUAAAAGAUUUUUGUGUGUGCAGGGAUGAACCUGCGGUUUGGUGGGCAAUGAUUAUGAAUAUGGCAUAUAUUGUGGAGGUUCCCCUAACUUCUGCAGUUUGUUGGUGAGAGCAUUACAGCAAAGGUCUGCUCUUCCUUUUUCUAGAGUUCCUUUUCCCAUCAUUAAGAGUCUGGCUCAUUGCUGAUUCUGGAAGCAGAGCCAAAGUACUAUCAGAUAAUCUUCACAACUUAUCUCCUCCCAAAGCAUUUGUGAACUGUGUCGAAGCAAGGCAUAAGCUUAUGAGUAAUCCCUAUAGAAGGACCCAGUGUUGACUUGAUGUGACUACAGCCUUGGACUACUAAAAGUAGGAGUUUGGCCUAGGACUAUGCAUGGGAUAGUUAGAGAAGGAGGAAUAUGAGUAUGACCUGUGCUCAGAACAUGUAUUUAAACACUACAGAAGUACUUAAACCAUUUGCGUAUUUUCCUGAAUGUUAAUAUCGCUUCCUGGCAUUUCUGGCUACUUUAUUUGAUGCUGAUGUUUUAUUGUUAUGUUGUGCUUAUAUGCAGCUGCGUUUUAUUUUGUAAACUACUUUGGUAUUUCUUUGAAAUGAAAAGUGGUAUACAAUGGUUUUAAUAAGAUGAAUCCACCCUGUGUGUUAGAAUUGUAGAGUUGGAAGGGACCCCAAGGGUCAGCUAGUCCAACUCUCCUGCAGCAUUCCUCCUUUUUGCUCUCUUCUCCACUGAUACCAGAUGGUGGGAAAAACUCCUCAUCUUCUAGCAAAUCCAGUGAAGAGCUUCAGUCCACUGUCAAACUAGAAGAGAGAGACUCAAGUGAAGCAAAUGACAGCAAGGAGAAGCCUGGACUUGGUCGGUCUGGUGAUCUCCCUUGUGGGGAAAAGUAUUCUCCUAAAGUAAGCAUUUCUACCCCUGCUUCUCUUCCUCCCCAAGACAGCUGGUGCUCGUUGGCAGUAUGAGUUUUAGAUGCUGCAAUUCCUCACAGUUACACUUCGGACCAGGCACCCCCAACCUGCGGCCCUCCAGAUGUUUUGGCCUACAACUCCCAUGUUCCCUAGCUAACAGGACCAGUGGUCAGGGAUGAUGGGAAUUGUAGUCCAAAACAUCUGGAGGGCCGAAGGAUUGGGGAUGCCUGCUUCAGACAGUCCAAGGUCUAUGAGACUGUGUAACACUAAACCUUGAAGCUUGUUAAUUUCCUACAUUACUGCUGGUGGUUUUUUUCCCUUCUUCCUUGCUGCUGUUAGGUAGAACCACUUUCCCCCAUUGCAGCCUCUCUUAAUACGGUUUCUGGACUGAGUACCCCCCCUCUUGGGGCUACACACUCUAUGAGUUACAAAGUGGCCUGGUCUGGCACCGAAGCUAUGAGAUGUUUUUUGUGCUUCAUGUGAGAUUGUUCUAGAUGGUGCGCUGUUUUUUCUGCUGACUUUGCAAGUCGAUGAAACACUGUUGGAGAUUGGGUGUGUUCAUACUGUCCCUGUUUUGGCUCUGGCAGGAGCUGCUGGCACUGCUGAAAUGUGUGGAAGCCGAAAUAGCUAACUAUGAAGCCUGUUUAAAGGAGGAGGUAGAGAAAAGGAAGAAGUUCAAGGUAUUCUAGCAGGGUGUUUCAUCUUGGGGGGUAAUCAUGAGAUGACUUUCCUUCACCAUGACCACAGUUUCUGAUAUGAAAAGUCUUCAGACUAGCAAAAUCAGAAGACAUCAUACCAGGAGUCCAUUCAUGAUGCUAAGCUGCUGCUUUUUUGGCUGGGUUAGUAAUAUUUGCACAGUGCCUCUUGCCUGAAGCUGAAAUCUUGCCUGAAAUCUCAUUGUCUAUUACUUAUUAUAAAAACUGGAGAAAAUGGGGCUUUGCCAUUGUUCUUCAUUUGUGGGCACUGAUGUGCCACUGAAUAUAAUUUCCCAAGCUUAUUUUGGAUAAGAUACAGUAGACUUAAUUCACUUAUAUAUUGCCAGUCAGCCACAUGAAAGUUAACAUUGGCAAACAUUUUCUCUUGACUGCUUCGACUAUAACUGCUGAACUGAUAAUUCUCUUCCACCUUACUGACUCUUCCCCUUAGAUUGAUGACCAGAGAAGAACUCACAAUUAUGAUGAAUUCAUAUGCACCUUUAUCUCCAUGCUGGCACAAGAAGGUAAGAUGCAUAAAGAUGAAUAUUGUAAUCUUUAGAGGACUGGGUAUGGAAGCUUUAGUUCACACAACCUUUAUGCCACAAUAAAUCUUUGGUUUAAGGUCCCAAGUAAAGCUAUUUCCCUAGAAUGUGUGUUUUGAAGUGGCUGAAAAGGAAAGAACAUUCCUAACUGCAUAACAAUUGUUUCUCUUUAGCUAACCUUUCAAACUCUCUUCCUGCAGGAAUGUUGGCUAGCCUUGUUGAACAGAACAUCUCUGUGCGUAGGCGGCAAGGGGUCAGCAUUGGGCGUCUCCACAAGCAGCGGAAGCCUGACCGGCGGAAACGUUCCCGGCCGUAUAAAGCCAAGCGUCAGUAGCACCGGCCUUUGGACAGUACGUUGUGUUCACUGCUUGUCACUUUGGUCAUCUGGUGCACAUUUCAGGCUCUACCAGCUGGGCAGUUCCCAGGAGACGGGCUUUGCACAAAUAAUCAGUGUUAGUGUAAUGUUACAUGCAAAUCCACCUGCAUUCAAAUGGGCUGUAGAUGUUCCUCUAAUGGUGGUGACUAUGUGGGCAUUCCAGUGUAACUUUUCUCCAAACCCUAAGGACCAGGACCACUUGACGGUCCUACUUAACACAGCACUUGAAUUUGCUACUCAGUGUCCUAAAUCCAUCUGCAGUAUAUCUUGCAGUAGCCAAUGGCAUCCUUCAGAAGCUCUGUAGGGAGAUUAUUGGAAAAGGAGAAACCAAAUUCCUGCCACCUUCUAGAAGGGCAUUGCAGCAGGAGUUGGUGUGGAGUUGGGUUCAGUUUUCCCAGCAAAAAAGGAAUUGGCAAUGUACUGUUUCUGGCCAGUGCCAAUGGUUCUGUGUUCUCCUGGGAGGCUAUUAUCUAUUUUCUGUAUUAAAAUGUAUAUAUAUUUUUUCUGAGCCAUAUUAUCAUUGUAGUGGACUACAGGUGGCCAUCUACCCUUUUUCCAGGAAUCUAUUAUGUGCAUUGGAAGGGAUGCUGUCCACUUGAAGGUCAGGCUUCUUUGCUCCUCCUUUGCAGAAGGUCUUUCAGUUCAGUAUCAGUCCUGUUAAUGUUUCUCUGGGUGGUUUCUUCAGUUGUUGCAGGAACAGGGAGAGGAAUUUCUGAAAUGGGCGGUGGGUGCCCAAAGUAAGGACACAGUGUGACUCACAAUUUAUAGGGGUAUAUCUUGAAGUGUGUGCUGCUUUCUGUUAUAUUUUUCUGUUUGUUAGCCAUGCACAGAAAAGGAUCAGAAUGAUCAAUCAUACGAGAUUAUUUCCCCCUUCCUGAUCUUGGGGGUUGAUAAACUGUAGCCUCAGGUCCCCCUUGGCUUUUGCUCAGAUAAUGCUGCAUAAAACCACCCUCUAUGAAGUUAAAACAAUGCUGAGACAAACAGUUGAAAUGGGUGGAUUAGUGUCAUGACAUGCUAGAAGUAACAUAGGUAUUUGUUCUGUUCUCUCUCUGCUCUCUGGAACUGUUAGACCAUCAAAAAAAAUAUUAAGUGGGUAGGAAUCAUGACAGUGGUCUCUCUGUGUGAUUCCUCCAUGCAUGUGGCAGGUGGAAUAAAGGAAGAAGCCCCAGGAAAGCAGCUCCUUCACUGCUGCCAGUGAAUGUGAAGUGACCCUUUUUAUGGGUUGUUAACACUUCUGAGGCACAGACAGGAAGCAGACUGUUGAUGAAAGGGCUACCGUUGGAUAACUGGUUUUCCUUGUAUGCUUUUAUAGUGAAAAGUGAGACAAGGCAAGAAGUAGUAGUUUUCUCAGCAGUGGUGGCAGUGAUCAAUGAGGGAGGAGUUAUGCCUUUAGCGUGGGUGAUGGCCAAGGCAGAGACAGCUGGAUCAUCAGUGCACAGGUGUACCUGGGAUUGUGGACACUGCUCAGCAGCCCUACAGCUGGAUAUUCAGUCACUCUCUGCUACUGCUACUUGCCAGCAAGGGUGUACAAUCCCCCCCCCCCCCAGUUCUACCUCAUUGCCAGUCUUCUGCUGCAGCAACAGGCUUAACGGUAAAAGAUUGGCAAGCUGGAUAAUCAGCAUGGCAGCUCUACUGCCACCACAGCCGACUUGAGACCUUCUUGUCUACUUCUCCUUAUGUACAUUGGUUUACUCUUGUGUCCUGUGAAAAUUGAGUACAAACCUCAGUUCGUUUUUGAACGAUUCGGCUCCCGAAUGCCAAAAACCCGGAAGUAAAUGCUCUGGUUUUCGAACAUUUUUCGGAAGCUGAAUGUCCCAAUGCGGCUUCUGCUUGAGUGCAGGAAGUUCCUGCAAUCAAUCGGAAGCCGUGCCUCAGUUGUUGAACAUUUCAGAAGCCGAACAGGCUUCCAGAACAGAUUACUUUCGACAACCGAGGUUUGACUGUACAUGGUAAAUGCAGCAGCAUUCGUAUUGAGGAGAGAGACCAGGACCCACCUGCAAGUUUGCUGUAGGUUAUGCUUGCUGGUAGUCAUAGGGUAUCAUAGGAUUUCUGGAAGAAUUUCUCUUUUGCUGAAACUCAUUCCAUGAACAUGUAUAGUUGAGUCUUCUUUCGUACUACCAGAAAUGAUUAGUGGAAAGCAAAGGAAGACCACAAGAUGAGGAGUGAAAGGACACCCAGUGAUUCCUGAGAUGGUAGUGCAGCUGAGAGCAGAACUGCAUUUGCUUUCUCUGAAAAUAUGUACAGAUGCUGACUGUAGAAUUAUUAUUUUUUAUAUGUUGACAGAAUCAACUGUCUUUUGUUUUGUCAGUUUCAAGUGCUGUAAAUACCAGUUCUGGGUCAGAAAAUAAAAUGUAUACCCAUCUGAAGAUUUCUCUGAUCAGACCAUAAAACCAUAAAUUUUGUCUCUAUAAUUGCAAAAACAGAAAUGCUUUUGUCACUAUACAUCUUAGCAACUGCACCCUUGUGCCCUCUUUGUCUACAGGAUGAGGGAAAUCCCAGUUAGGAGUGCCACAGUUGUCUGCGAAAGUUGAUAUUUUAUUAAUGUUAUAGGAUUAAAUUAAUGAAAUGAUAGCAUUAUCACAAUCUUAUGAUCAGCUGUGUUUCCGCAGAGGAUGCUUCAUCAAACAAGUCUAGUUGCAUAGAGCACCUGCAUAACUUCGUUCUCCUCUAAGCUUCAGGAAGCUGCUCAAGUCUAUUCCUUCAGUGUUUAGAAAUCUAAGGCACAGAUCAAGGCAACACCCCGUUUAAUCCAGUGCCUCUGAGGCUUACUGCUUGGAAUCUCUACAGCAAUCACAUAGUUAGUAGAAUGGCCCGUUGUGGACAGUGUCCCUAGCAAAGAAAAUGAACAGUGUUAGACUGUAGUAUAUUGAAGAAGAUAAUAUCUUUGUACCACUUACAGGCUGAUGAUCCUACGGCUGAAAUGACAUUUGCUACAGGAGUUUUUUUGUCUUUCAAACUGGCAUGAUUUCUGCAAAAGAAAUCUCUGGAGACGGAAAAGUAGCUGAAAAAAUUAUCAUGGCUGGAGGGCAGAGCACUUUCUUCCUUGUUUGUUCUGCUUCCCCUUCCCUAGCAAAGGUUUAUGCAAACACCAUGUAACAAGGGAUUGUUUGUAAUCCCCAGAUUGUUUGAGAGAUGGGGGAAGCUUGCUAAAAGUAGUCAAAGAUGCAAAGGGACAUAUGAUUUUCAGCAUGCGAAAGCACCUGUCUCCCCUAUUGAUUACUGUAGCCUUUCUUAAUAUGUUGUUGAACUACAACUCCCAUCAUCCCUGACCACUAGUAAGCUAGGGAUGAUGGGAGUUGUAGUCCUACACCAUCUGCAGACCUAAAGUUGAGAAAGGCUAGAUUCAUGAGAAGAAUUUCUAAUACUGUUCCUUUCCAAGUUUUGGCAUCCUUCACCCAACCUUCCCCUGAAAGGCUUACCUGCACGUGUUAAUGUCUUGUAGAUGGGACACAGAUAGAUGCCUUUGGUUGGAGGCUUGCGGUUAGGCACAGGAACUAGCCACAGGACUGCCAUUUCUGUGUACAGCUCCUUUGGCCGUGACUCUGCAAGCUGAAAGAACAUGGGGUCCCAGCGAGCCCCUUCCAGAAACAAGCCGUGGAUGUAACAUCCUUCAGUAGGACGCUGAGUUAGUGCCUGCACAGGCUGACUCAUCACCUAAAUUGAGAGGGUGGGAAAGCAAGUUUUCAUCAAUCAAUCAAUCAAUCAAUCAAUAAGGUAAAAGAAAUGUGCCAGUUUGAAACAACAGAAAAAGAAGCCUGCCUGUGGGAUUGUAUCAAAGGAGUUUGUCUGUAUCUGAGCAGAAGGAUUGUGUCUAGUUGGGGAUACCUGUAGCACCAUUCACAUAACAUAAUCUACCAAAUUUUAAAAAGUAGGGGUGUUCUGUGGUAAUUGGGGACCACUGCUAUAGUGGUUUAAAUGUAAUGGGGGACUAGGAACCACAGGUACCUUUCACUUGCAAAGCUGACACUUGGGUUUUCAGUAGGUAAAAGGGUAAAAAACAUCACUUGCUGAGCUUUUGAUACAACAUGAUCCACUGACCUUGAAGUCAAAAGAGAUGGUGUCUAUGGAUAUGAUAGACUUUCUGGCAAAGUUCUGCAGUGUCCCUGUUAGAAAAGCCUGUGGGAAGAAGAAUCCGCUUAUCCAGAACACAGGUGGGAUCCCUUUUUCAAUCCACCUCUGCAAGAAGUCAAUGCGCAGCAGCAGGUCGUUCACCCAGGAGGCCAAGGGCUUCAAGGAGGGAUAGGCCUGUGGGAAGAAUGGCGUUGGAAGAAGGGGCUGUUAAGCUUCUGUAAGUCCCAGUCCUUUGAAUUGCUGUGAGGCAAACAUUUUAAAUGCAAAUUAAAAUUAACUCUGCUUGGUCAGCCAGUAAUCUGUGGUGCUAAAUUUCUACAAUGUAAGCAAGAAAAAGUGUUUUUUAAGGUUUGGCUUCAUCUGUACAUCUGUGAAGUUUCAGUCUGGCUUGGCGUUCCUUAUGAAAAACUGACCAGUCAUAGCAGCUAAGUAGAACAGAGGCGUUUCUCCCAUUUUGCAAAACAACCUGCUGCACUGCUGCAACUACCAAAAACUGUGCAUAGCGCUCAGAAGUACCUUACUGUUCCACAUCUCCGGGACAAUAUUGUUGUAUAAACUGAUGGACAUCAGUUCCAGCUGGGAUGACAUCACCACUAGGCCUUUGAGAGCUUUCAGCAGAUCUUUUAAACUCGCUGCAAUGACUGCCAGCAGACGAUUGUAUCUGUGCAAAAUCAAGGCAGGUAUUCUUGUUAAAAAAAAAAAAGCAAACUAAUCCAAUGCUGUGAUUUUAAUAACUUCUGUGAGCAUAUAUGACUGUGCAAACUUGGGGAUAUCAUGUUUAAUUUAUAUGCUGGUUUUCAACAAAAUUCUCAACAUUAUAUCAUAUGCAGCUCUGU
This is a messenger RNA of Podarcis lilfordi (Lilford's wall lizard), 19614 nucleotides long. NCBI's taxonomy places the organism in Eukaryota, Metazoa, Chordata, Lepidosauria, Squamata, Lacertidae. The record is from the annotation of a GenBank genome assembly.